Messenger RNA from Phlebotomus argentipes, 1933 nucleotides. RefSeq names its product protein 60A (gene gbb). Gene Ontology annotation, molecular function: growth factor activity; cytokine activity. The transcript is spliced from 5 exons. The coding region runs from base 578 to 1840 and encodes 420 amino acids. The record is from RefSeq and is a predicted model, not a curated record. Lineage: Eukaryota; Metazoa; Arthropoda; Insecta; Diptera; Psychodidae. Gene Ontology annotation, biological process: SMAD protein signal transduction; BMP signaling pathway. Gene Ontology annotation, cellular component: extracellular region.
AAAGGAUUUUUCACCUGAAAAUCACGUUUCGCGCAUUCCCGCCACAAAAUCUCACCCAUCUCCCAAGGCAGAGUUCGUGCUCAACUUUCAUUUUACGUCAUUUUGGUGAUUUCAGUGAAUUUUCCAAUCACCCUGUGGUAGGCGUUUCACUCUUUUUGAAAUCUCAUUGACUGAAAGACAAGAACAAGAUGUGCUUGGGUUAGUUUUAGUAGCCGAGAGUAGCAACGCAUUUACAGAAAAGCCUGAGUUCUGGAAUUUCGAUGAAUCUGCCUCAGUUUGAGUCGAGCCGUCGCAGGAGCACCAUCGCACCCACAAGUCAGUGUGCAGGGCACCUUGGCCACAGAGCCCCAUCGAGUACAGCAAUUUCGGUGAUUAGAUGCGAAAGUAGAGGACAGUAGAGUGUGUCUGGCGAUCGUGAUCGAGUGAAAAUCGAGGCGUGAAAGAGUGAAGAAGGCGAGAGAGAUUAAAAGACCGAGAGAUUUUACGGGUUAGGGAAAAUGAACAUUUAAUUGGGUGCAAUUGGUGUGUGUAAAAGAGACCCCAAGCAGACAGAGUGUCACUGUGAAUCUGGUGAAAAAUGAGUGUGCGACACAAAAUGAGUUCAAUGCUGAUCUCACUCGUGAUCCUCCUUAUCAUACGGCUCACCUUGGCCAGCCUCUCGGGCAUCUACGUGGACAAUGGCGUAGAUCAGACUGUGAUGCACCGCACCCUCACGCAGGAUGAUCAGCAGGAGGUGGAGCACGAGAUUCUGGAGCUGCUGGGACUUCCGGAUCGCCCCAGGAGGCGUCACAUUCACCCCUCUCUCAGAAAAUCCGCACCGCAGUUUCUUAUGGAUGUGUAUCGGCGCCUGAGCGAGGAUGGCGAGAGAGGAAACUCGAGGACGGUUCGCAGCACGGACGAAUUCGACAAUCUCAUCACGGAUCAGGAUCAAAUGGCCAUCGACCAGAGCGACAUAAUCAUGACAUUCUUGAACAAGAACCACCACGUCUCGGAGGUGCGUCAUGAGCGCGGACGCCGGCUGUGGUUCGAUGUGUCUGAGGUGGCGCGCGAUUCUGCCCUCAUGAUGGCCGAGCUGAGAAUCUACCAGAAGCCGGGCAAGUGGAAGGGCACCAGCAAGACCUUCACCAUCACUGUGCACACGAUCAUCCGGCUCAACGGCCAGAAGGAGCUCAGAGUGCUUUCCUCUGUCAACACAACGGCCGACUACUUCGGUUGGCUGGAGAUGAACGUGACCGAAGGACUCGCACUGUGGACAGCGGAUCCCAGUCUGAACAAGGGCCUCUACAUCAGUGCCCAUUCUACCGACCGGCCCGAUCACGAGGUUAAACUCGAAGACAUUGGUCUGGUGAACACAAGAGGAGACGAUGAGUACCAGCCCUUCAUGGUGGGCUUCUUCAAGGGGCAGGAAAUCAUUCAGCCCGUGCGUCACUCGCGGCGCAUAAAGAGAAGUCCUUCCAAGAGGAGUCACAGGAGGAAGAGCGAGAAUAGGCAUCCCCUCAUCGAUACGAGACCCAACUACGAUCACAAGAGUUGCCAAAUCCAGACUCUCUACGUCAGCUUCAAGGAUCUGAAGUGGCAGGAUUGGAUAAUCGCUCCUGAAGGCUAUGGUGCUUUCUACUGCAGUGGCGAGUGCAACUUUCCUCUCAAUGCUCACAUGAAUGCAACAAAUCAUGCAAUCGUGCAGACUCUGGUUCAUCUUCUGAAUCCCACAAAGGUGCCAAAACCCUGCUGUGCUCCAACGAAACUGAGCCCGAUUUCUGUGCUCUAUUUCCUGGAUGAGUCGAAUGUGAAUCUCAAGAAAUACAAAAAUAUGGUGGUGAAGAGCUGUGGAUGUCACUAGAAUGCAAAGAGUCUGUCUCUUGAACUGGCAAAAUUUAUAUUAGAAAAUAUUGACGUAAGAUUAAUUCUGUAAAUACAGUAAUUUUAAUUAUGA